This is a messenger RNA of Periconia digitata, 2639 nucleotides long. The record is from the annotation of a GenBank genome assembly. NCBI's taxonomy places the organism in Eukaryota, Fungi, Ascomycota, Dothideomycetes, Pleosporales, Periconiaceae.
UUUGAGCCUAUAAUACAAUUGUACUUCGGACCUAUGCAGUCUUCGAUAGAGAAUAAUGGGAUAAACGCCGAUCCGUGCGAUGCACCGCUUCUUGCGUCCCCAGCUCAUGAUUCCGUUCCAGAAUCCAUGCUGGAAAACCAAAGCCAUGCAGAUCUUGAUGGAAAAGAUAGUCCAUCUGGCCCUGCAUGUUCUUUCAUACCUAGCCCAACCAAUACGUUCCAAGACUUUAUGGCAGAGUCUAGAUCGGACUGCAGACAUUGCAAUUCACGGAAGGAAGCCAUUCUCCACUUCGCCCCCGAAGUGGCUUUGAAGCCGAAUACUUAUAGUAUAGACUGGUGGGGUCACGAUAUCACGAGCUGCUAUAACACGAACAUCCAACGCAAUGUGAACAUGAUAUCUGACCCAGGCUAUGCACUCGAAUUUUUUGCGCCUUUCCCUUCUGACGGUUGUUACCCCAUCAACCCAUUCUAUGCCAAGAGGCACGAAGAAAACAUAUACUUCGGUGGAUCCAAUCGAUCAUCAUGGUCUCAAAUUCGCAAUAAGUAUCUCGGCGGAAUACCCCAGGUAGAUAGAUUCUCCGAUACCAGUCUAGAAUCUGUCCUAUCGUGCAUCACACAUUGCAUCCAACAGCAUGGCGAUUGCGGAAGUGACCUAGAACAACCUUCACCAAGCAGAGUUAUCUAUGUAGGCACAGAGGAGGAACCAACUUUGUAUCUCCAUGAGCCUGAAGAUCAGAGACUACGAUAUGUUUGUCUCAGCUACUGCUGGGGAAAGCAAUCGGGUACAUCUCCAAUGCUCAAAACGACGAGUGAAAGCUUAGACGACUUCAGAAUCCAGAUAGACUGGUCUAGAUUGCCUAAAACGUUCCAAGACGCUAUUCUAUUUACUCGUAAAUUGAAGAUUGGGUAUAUCUGGAUAGACGCUCUGUGUAUCAUCCAAGAUGACGCCCAAGACUGCGCACAGGAGAUCGGUCAGAUGGCAGAGGUAUAUCGGAACGCUUUUUUGACAAUAGCGGCUACAGAUGCUUCUGGACCCCACGAUGGAUUGUGUAGGUUUGGAUAUGGUUCACCCACUGUACAUGAGAUAUCUAGAGAGGCAUGGAAUCCUCAAAUUUCAGGUUCUGGUCCUCUGUGUGUUCGUCUGAAGACGUCGCAUCCCUGGGAACCCAUAUCCAACCCUAGAAACCUACCAUUACCCCUUAUGAAGCGGGCAUGGGCUUUUCAAGAAAGAUGCUUGUCUCGGCGAUUACUACACUUCACAAAACAUGAAUUGAUCUGGGAAUGCAUGACAGCUUCAGGAUGCGAAUGUCGACAGCCAAUCACAAUUCCUGGUGUACGGAAGAAUCAGCUCACACCUUUCCUGAAGGCGGAAAGCAUGACCCCUGGUGACUUGACUUUCAGGUGGAUGGAUAUCGUCAGCCGCUACGCAGAUAUGAACCUGACUUUCGAUAUGGACACGCUACCUGCACUUUCCGGUCUAGCAACUCGAUGGCAAUCACUACAUCAAGAUCGAUAUCUAGCCGGUCUUUGGAGAGACACUCUGACAGUCGACCUUUGUUGGUACCGGUUCAGGGGACCGAAGUGUUUCACAAUGCCUCGAAAGUAUCAAGCACCUUCAUGGUCUUGGGCCCAUGAUUCUAUUGGCGAUGGGAUUGCCUAUAUUAAUAUCAACAACGCUGUGGCGGAGAUAAUAGAUGUAGACUGCACACCUAAAAAUCAAGCAGACCCAACCGGUCAAGUAUCCAGCGGCUAUUUGAAGUUAGCAGCGAAAGCAGCGCCCGCAUCGCUAAUACUGCCAACGCAAAGAUCAUGGUGCUCCUUGAGAUUCUUAGAUCCCACCAUGAAUAUAGAAUCCGUCCAAUUAGACUGGUUUCUCGAACAUGAAGAAGAGACAGAUGUGUAUGUGGUGGCAAUUGGAACGGGAGGUAACGACAUUUUUAGCGUUCUCUAUCUCAUGAUUCUAGCACCAAAUCAAGAAAACUCGGAGACGUACCAAAGGCGAGGUAUAUGCUCUGCAAUUAUUUCUAAAUGUAAUCCCGAGAGUGAAAAGAUUUUCUGGCAUGGUUGGAACGAGGAAAAGUUGAGGUGGUGGACAGAGAAAGGCGGGGAUGGAUGGAUGGAAUUCACCAUUGUCUAGGAAUCCAGGAUUCUGAAUUGUGUUUACAACACCACAUAUCAUAUAUAAGAGCUUCAGAAAUACCGUGGAAAUCGACGCAUGCGAAAACAUCGGCUUCUCUUAGCGUUGGGGCAUUGUUGAACGUCGAACAUCUCCAAUUUGUCGUCACUGAACAAUAGCUGUUACAUCUUCUAGGAUCGCCUGUUAUUCAGUUGCUCUAUCGUUAUAACUAUAUCGCUCUACCUUUCCAUGCGCUAAGAGCAACCGAGGUAUUUGUAUGUGUCAAUUUCUACGGCAGAAGAGAUAGAACGUAAACAACACCGAGGUACAUCACCAAGAAUACCGUCUAUCUACAGGUUGUACGGGCGCUACAGUACAUCCAGCACAAAUCGGUACUUCGGCACCGUCAACUCAACGUAACAAGUAACCAACGGUUCUCCAAACAAGUCAUUAGCAGCAAGAAGCUUGAUUCUCUGCCACCAAUAAGCUUGAUUACCCGCCAAUGCGACAGCUUAGCUACAAAC